CCUCUAGCUGCUUCCUGAAGCUGGACCAGGAGAAGCAGAGUCUCCAGGGCACCAUCCAGGGCCUGCAGGACGCCUCCCUGGCCCUGCAGGAGAGCAGCCUCCAGCGCCAGGAGCUGGAGAAGGAGAACCAGCAGCUCAGCAAGCAGAUUGAAGACUUGCGAGUCCAGAUGGAAAGAGAAAAGCAGACCAACCAGGAUCUGGAGACUCUCUGUGAGGAGCUGAUGGAGGAGAGAGAACAGCUGCUCUGUGACAUAGAGACCCUGAAGGCUGAGAGAGCUCAGGAGAUCAAGGAUCUUGAACAAGUGGAGCUUUCGCUACGGGAGAGUUCACAGGCCAGCAGUGAGGCCUGCUUGCAGGACAUCGAGAAUGAGAACAAAGUCCUCCACCAGACAGUGAUGGAGACCAGCAGCACAGUCAGCAAGCUGGAGUGGGAGCGGCAGCAGCUGCACCAGGAUCUGGAGCAGGUGAAGGAGCAGGCGGCACGGGCGCAGGAGCUGGAGCAGGAGCUGCAUCGGCUGCAGGAGGAGAAUGAGAAGCUGGCCAUGGAGGUCAGCGCCCUGACGACGGCCCCCGAAAGGGUCCACGCCCUGGAGCGGGAAAGCCAGGACCUGUUGCUGGAGAACCAGAGGCUGCAAACGUCUCUGGACACCCUGCAGCCUGAGGGUCUGGAGCGGGACAAGCAACUGGACAGCAGGGUGGAAAAUUCCACUCUGAGCCCCCAGAGCGCCUCGCUCACUGCGCUCAUAGAGAAGAACACGCAGCUCCAGCACCAGCAACUGGCGGCAGCCCACGAGGCCCUGCAGCAGGAACACGCGUGCCUGGGCGCGCUCCAUGAGCACCUGUCUGGGGAACACGAGGCCCUCAUGGAUGAGUACAGCCGCCAGAAGACACUGCUGCGACGGACCCUGGAGCUGGAGAGCAAGGUGCUCAGUGACAGCUACAAGGACCAGCUCCAACAUAAGGCGGCGCUGGAGCAGCUGGGGACGCUCUUGACCACCGAGCGGGAGGCUCUGCAGCAGGAGCAGAGGAUGAGUGCCAUGGCCACGGAGGAGAACCAGAGGCUGCAGGGAGAGCUGGACAGGGCCAAUUCCCUGCACCAGCAGCUGAAGAGGGAGCAGGAGGAGCUGCAGACGCACAGCAAGAAGCUGCAGACCUCCCUGAGUGACACCCAGCUGCAGGUGAACUGCUGGCAGGACCAGUGCAACUGGCUCAGGGAGGAGCUCCAGAGCAGGGACAUCUCGCUGACCGAGCUGGGCAACCACUGCCAGCUGCUCUCCCGCCUCAAGGGCAACUUGGAGGGAGAAAACCGUCACCUACAGAGCCAAAACCAAAGGUUGAAAGAGCAGAACAAGAGGCUUCUCCAGGAGGACGUGGAGUACAAGGACCAGCACCAGGAGGAGCAGCGGCAGUACGUAGACAAAUUAAAUGCCUUACAGAGACAAAAUGAAAAACUGGAAGAAAAAAGCAUGGCUCAGCACAAGUUCCAUGAUCCAGCGCCAAAGAAGAAAAAGCACUGGAUUGGAGCCAAAUUCUUACUCAAACUCAUCAAACUAAAGAAAGGGGGUUCCAGAGAACGACGGAAGUCAACCUCAGAGAGGACUUCCUGGCCGCUGGGGUCCUCAGACCAGGCCUUGCCCAGUACUUCUCAGCCUCUUCAAUCGCAGCUGGAGCCCCUCCAGGCCACCCCAUGCUGCUCAAAGUGA
Molecule: messenger RNA, 1703 nt
Organism: Myotis lucifugus (little brown bat)
Lineage: Eukaryota; Metazoa; Chordata; Mammalia; Chiroptera; Vespertilionidae
Product: protein Daple-like
Exons: 10
Biological process (GO): cytoplasmic microtubule organization; cytoskeleton-dependent intracellular transport
Cellular component (GO): cytoplasm; centrosome
Molecular function (GO): microtubule binding; dynein light intermediate chain binding
Source: RefSeq, a predicted model, not a curated record